AUGCCCAACUCCCUGGAUCAGCUCAAGGCCACCGGCACGGUCGUCGUGUCCGACUCUGCCAUUGGCAAGUACAAGCCUCAGGAUGCCACCACCAACCCCUCCCUCAUCCUCGCCGCGUCCAAGAAGCCCGAGUACGCAAAGUUGAUGGACGUGGCCAUCGACUACGCAAAGUCAAAGGGCGGCUCCAUCGACUCAAAGGUCGACCACGCCCUGGAUCGCCUCCUCGUCGAGUUUGGCAAGGAGAUUCUCAAAAUCAUCCCCGGCAAGGUCUCCACCGAGGUUGACGCCCGCUUCUCCUUUGACACAAAGGCCUCUGUCGACAAGGCCCUGCACAUCAUCGACCUCUACAAGGAGCAAGGCAUCUCCAAGGACCGGGUCAUCAUCAAGGUGGCCUCCACCUGGGAGGGCAUCAAGGCCGCCGAGAUCCUCCAGCGCGACCACGGCAUCAACUGCAACCUGACCCUCAUGUUCUCUCUCGUCCAGGCCAUUGGCGCCGCCGAGGCCAACGCCUACCUCAUCUCCCCCUUUGUCGGCCGCAUCCUCGACUGGUUCAAGGUCGCCAACAAGAAGGAGUACUCCAAGCAGGAGGAUCCCGGUGUCGUCUCCGUCAAGAACAUCUUUGACUACUACAAGAAGUUUGGCUACAAGACCAUCGUCAUGGGCGCCUCGUUCCGCAACACGGGCGAAAUCACCGAGCUCGCCGGCUGCGACUACCUGACCAUCUCUCCCAACCUACUCGAGGAGCUCAUGAACUCGAACGAGGCCGUCCCCAAGAAGCUCGAUUCCGCCGGCGCCGCGUCCCUCAAGCUCGAGCGCCGGUCGUACAUCAAAGACGAGGCCCUCUUCCGCUUCGACUUCAACGAGGACCAGAUGGCCGUCGAGAAGUUGCGUGAGGGCAUCAGCAAGUUUGCCGCCGACGCCGUCACCCUCAAGGACAUUCUCAAGGCCAAGCUCUCGUGA
Messenger RNA from Hirsutella rhossiliensis, 960 nucleotides. Its product is annotated as transaldolase/Fructose-6-phosphate aldolase domain-containing protein. Gene Ontology annotation, molecular function: transaldolase activity. Gene Ontology annotation, biological process: pentose-phosphate shunt; pentose-phosphate shunt, non-oxidative branch; carbohydrate metabolic process. Bases 1 to 960 code for a protein of 319 amino acids. Lineage: Eukaryota; Fungi; Ascomycota; Sordariomycetes; Hypocreales; Ophiocordycipitaceae. The transcript has 5 exons. The record is from RefSeq and is a predicted model, not a curated record. Gene Ontology annotation, cellular component: intracellular anatomical structure; cytoplasm.